UAAACUGGAUAUGUUUACGUUUGCGGUCUCUAUACAUGUACAUGUACAUCAUCGUUUUGAGUAUGUGGGGUUCUGAAAAGAACCGGUGGAAAAAUCCAUGGUGCUUCAGCAAACAUAACCAGUUUAAUAGUGCUACCUCCUUCAUGAAAAGCUUCAAAUCUCAUGAUCUUCAUCCCCUGAUCUCCAUUGGCAUGAUUGAUGCUUCAUCCGUUUUAUUAGCAACUGACUGUUAUUUUGUUAACCCUACAGUAAGCCCUAUAAUGCCACAAAAAUAUCAAGUAAGAUGCAAAAACGCAAGAUUUCACAGUGCUUAAAUUUAGUACGAAAGCUUGAGGCCUACGGUCGAGGAUGAGGCCUACAUUCCAGGACUGAUUUUGGAGAUAUCUGAGCUGAGACGAAGUCGACUCGGAGUACCAUGCUUUGGCGCUCUAGCCUCAGCGUACAGCUGGCAAGCCGCGCGGCGUUGGGGCCGGCUAGCUAACAAUUAUAAUCUUUACUUUCGAUUCCGGCAUGUGAUGGUUUCACUUUAGAAUUAGAUGCUCGUACAAAUCUAGCAAUGUAGCAUCAUUAUACAUACGGCGAUCACGUCUCAGCCUUCAUGUUAUCAUAGCUGGUAGUGGUAGGCUGGGCAGUGCUAUCAUCCAUUGCAUGAUAGGCCUACACGUAGGGACUGGAGCUGUGUAUGCCUACGGUCAAAGUACAACUUGAAGUUGACUACGUGAAGCCUGAGUAACUUAAGCCUAACUCAUCUUUUGUGGGACAUAGAAUUCAUUGAAGAACAUCUUGAAUUGAACUGGUGCUGACGUCCUCAUAACAUCAUCUUCAUCAUGAAAAUUGUCAUUGAUGUGCUAUGGAUGACCAUCAAGGUCCUCACUCUGCUGGUGUGGUCUUGGAUCAAGUGGCUACUGCCAUCUCGUCCAAAGUCUCUAGAUGGUGAGACGGUGCUGAUGACAGGAGCCGGUAGUGGUAUUGGACGGCUCAUGGCUGUUAGGUUUGCUCUCAAAGGGUGUAACUUGGUUUUGUGGGACAUCAAUCAGAAAGGCAAUGAGGAGACGGCCAAAAUGAUCAAGGAGGCGGGAGGAAAUGCCCAUGCCUACACAGUAGAUGUCUCCAAGAUGGCGGCAGUCAGUCAAGCUGCAGCUAAGGUCAAGCAGGAUGUUGGUGAAGUGUCCAUUCUCGUCAACAAUGCUGGCAUUGUCACUGGUCGCACUCUCUUGGACUUGACUGAACAAGAAUGGACUCUUAAAGCUUUUCUGCCGGAUAUGAUCAAAUGCAACCAUGGCCAUGUAGUGACCAUAGCCAGCAUCAUGGCCUACGUUGGUCUGCCCAAGAUGGCCGAUUACUGUGCAAGCAAAGCAGCUGCAAAGGGAAUCCAUGAAUCCGUGGAGAGAGAGGUUCUGGUGGCUGGAGCUGACAAAGUCAAGUUCACCAUCGUUAAUCCGUACCUCAUCCACACAGGCAUGUUCUCCGGUGUGGCUAUCAACCAUGACAUCUUGUUGCAAGGCCUUGCUCCAGAGUAUGUUGCCGAUCGGAUCUUGCAUGCUGUGCAGACCAAUCAGCAGGCACUAUUCAUGCCGCGAACCAUGUACCUGCUUAUCAACCUGAAGUCUUGGCUUCCUGACAACUCCUUUAUUGUCAUUGAGAAGUUCUUCAACGUGUGGAAAUCUAUGGACAAGUUCAUUGGCAGAAACAAGACCAAGUGAAUAACACAGAAUCAUGUUGCCUUGUGCUAAGUAAAUGAAACAGUUCAUUUAAUCUUGAUAUCUGGUAUCAAGUAUUUAUCCAGUGUGCUCAACUAAAGUUAAAAUUUAAUUGUAAUCAGCACUAAUUGUCCAAAAGAAUUCAGUGUGUCUAUAUUUAAUGGGAAUAUGCACCUUGUCAUUGUUGGUCAGAUUGUUGGUUGGUAGCAUUUGAUAAAAUUUAGCCCUUCACCGAGUCGAUGUUUGAGGACCAUUUUCUCAAGGUUUUUCAAGAGAAAAUAUUUCUAAGCACACAAGUUGUCAGCUGCCUUUGGUAUCUACUCUGGCAAUUCCAAUCUUCCCAAUCCAUCAUGGAGGCUAGUGGGUUUGUUGUCUCUAUCUCAGCAACCCAAUUUAAGAAAGGGAUGCAACUUGUUCCCUGCCCACCGCCCUCUUCCUUCCCAGCUUGGCCCCAUCAACUUGCUGGUCGCUCUGGGAUGCUGAUGGUAGUGCCCUGCCAACCCCACCCACAUCUUGUCUCGAGCAAUUGGCCGUGGGUUAGCUUCCCAUGCCAAACACAAGUUUUCUCAGAACUCUCAGAAGGCAAUGACUGGUGGUUGUAAACAAUAUGGGUGUAGUGAAAUCAUGGUGUUAAAUACAUGUACACAAAAUUAAAUUAUUCUAAAAUGUUAUCUCGAUAAGUUAGCCUUGUCAGGGUUUACUAUUUGAAAAUAGUUAACUUAUUUUGGUUUUGUUUUUUCAUUUUAUUAAAAUCUGCAAUCAUGAACAACA
This is a messenger RNA of Acanthaster planci (crown-of-thorns starfish), 2471 nucleotides long. Its product is annotated as epidermal retinol dehydrogenase 2-like. The record is from RefSeq and is a predicted model, not a curated record. Gene Ontology annotation, molecular function: oxidoreductase activity, acting on the CH-OH group of donors, NAD or NADP as acceptor. NCBI's taxonomy places the organism in Eukaryota, Metazoa, Echinodermata, Asteroidea, Valvatida, Acanthasteridae. Gene Ontology annotation, cellular component: lipid droplet.